GGAGGCUAUCUUGACCGCAGUUUUAAUGGCGGUCGGCAAAUGGCGUUUAGGUGCAUAAUCGCCACCUACUGAAGUCAGGAUUAGGGUUUCAGGCCAGGGAUAGGGUUUAAAGACAGUGUUAGUUCAAAACGUAUACGUAAAGUAAAGUAUUGUAUAAUCAUUAUUUGCCCGGUGGCAUUUUGUUUAACACAACGUCACAUGCACUUUGUCUUCCAAGCUGGAGGUGGCAGCCAAGUCCCUCCCGUUUUUCCGUCUGCCUGUCACCGCUGUUGACAAUCAUCGAAGAAGAACAGGACGCCGAAGUAUGAUCAUGCGUCAAUUUUCAGCAUGGGUACGCAAGUGAAAGACGUCUUCAUUAGCCCUGACGCCCCCCACACUCUUCUGCUGGACAAACAUGCAGACUACAUCGUUGCAUACGGCUCCAAAAAGGACGACUAUGAGUACACGCUGUCCGAGUACCUGCGCAUGAGCGGCAUCUACUGGGGUCUGACGGUGAUGGACCUGAUGUCUCAGCUGCCCCGCAUGAACCGGCAGGAGAUCGUGGACUUCAUUACGGCGUGUCAGCACGAGUGCGGCGGCGUCAGCGCCAGCAUCGGCCACGACCCGCACCUGCUCUACACACUCAGCGCCGUGCAGAUUCUGUGCUUGUACGACUGUGUGGAUGCUUUGGACGUAGACAAAGUGGUGGAGUACGUCAAAGGGCUGCAGCAGGACGACGGCUCCUUUGCAGGAGACAAAUGGGGAGAAAUCGACACAAGAUUUUGCUUCUGUGCAGUGGCCACCCUUUCAUUGCUGGGCAAGAUGGACGCCAUCGAUGUGGACAAGGCGGUGGAGUUCGUCUUGUCCUGUAUGAACUUCGACGGCGGUUUCGGCUGCAGGCCCGGCUCAGAGUCUCACGCCGGUCAGAUUUACUGCUGCACGGGCUUCCUGUCGCUGACGGGCCAGCUGCACCAGCUCAACGCCGACCUGCUGGGGUGGUGGCUCUGUGAGAGGCAGCUGCCGUCGGGGGGCCUCAACGGGCGGCCCGAAAAGCUUCCUGACGUUUGCUACUCCUGGUGGGUUCUGGCUUCCCUCCGGAUCAUCGGCAAGAUCCACUGGAUCGACAAGGACAAGCUGCGCUCCUUCAUCCUGGCCUGCCAGGACGAGGAGACGGGAGGCUUCGCCGACCGGCCGGGCGACAUGGUGGACCCUUUCCACACGCUGUUCGGAAUCGCCGGCCUCUCCCUGCUGGGCGACGAGAAGAUCAAGGCGGUGAAUCCCGUGCUGUGCAUGCCCGAGGACGUGCUGCAGAGGCUCGGCCUGAAGCCGGAGCUCCUCAGCUAGCCCCAUCUUAUGCUAACCUGUGCUAGCGUCUUAUACUCGCACAGUGAACAUUCCUGUAUGCGGUGACUUGGUCUGAUGAUUAGUUUAAGAGGAAACUUAUCAUGAAACGUUGUUUAAAUCCUACAACACACUAGGACUUGUUUCUGACACCUUACCUAAAGCAGCUGACCGACGCAGAUUAUAUGGUUACUUAAAUGAUGAAAUGUGACCUGAGCGCCCCAUUUUAUCUUGUCUUUUGUCCAAAAUCAUUUAGUGUGAAUAUGAAUAUGUAACUUAUUUGUUUUAUUUAGCAAUAAAUCUCAGAUGUUCUCCUCA
This is a messenger RNA of Phyllopteryx taeniolatus (common seadragon), 1638 nucleotides long. It is a transcript of the gene rabggtb, whose product is annotated as Rab geranylgeranyltransferase subunit beta. Bases 328 to 1323 code for a protein of 331 amino acids. Lineage: Eukaryota; Metazoa; Chordata; Actinopteri; Syngnathiformes; Syngnathidae. Gene Ontology annotation, biological process: protein geranylgeranylation. The record is from RefSeq and is a predicted model, not a curated record. Gene Ontology annotation, cellular component: Rab-protein geranylgeranyltransferase complex. The transcript has 9 exons. Gene Ontology annotation, molecular function: Rab geranylgeranyltransferase activity.